Messenger RNA from Dipodomys ordii (Ord's kangaroo rat), 2370 nucleotides. RefSeq names its product tRNA-histidine guanylyltransferase 1-like (S. cerevisiae) (gene Thg1l). Gene Ontology annotation, biological process: tRNA modification. Gene Ontology annotation, molecular function: magnesium ion binding; tRNA guanylyltransferase activity. The transcript is spliced from 6 exons. The record is from RefSeq and is a predicted model, not a curated record. NCBI's taxonomy places the organism in Eukaryota, Metazoa, Chordata, Mammalia, Rodentia, Heteromyidae. The coding region runs from base 80 to 976 and encodes 298 amino acids.
GGUGGCUAGAGCGGCCACGGAGAGCAACAGCAACUUCCGGGGCGGGGCUAGGCGGCCCCCUCUCUCUUCCGCACAGGGAAUGUGGGCCGCCCGCACCGCUAAGUUCCGUCACUGCUUGGCCGCGUCUUCCGUCAGUCUGAGACGGUGCCUGAGACUGGGGGUGACCAUGGCAAAGAGCAAGUUUGCGUACGUGCGGGACUUCGAGACCGACGACACCUGCCUACCUCACUGCUGGGUGGUCGUGCGGCUGGACGGCCGGAGCUUCCACCGGUUUGCUGAAAGACACAACUUUGCCAAACCUAAUGACAAACGAGCUCUCCACCUGAUGACCAGAUGUGCCCAGACUGUCAUGGAAGAAUUGGAGGACAUUGUACUGGCAUAUGGACAGAGCGAUGAGUACAGCUUUGUGUUCAGGCGGAAGAGCAAUUGGUUUAAACGAAGAGCCAGUAAGUUCAUGACUCUUGUGGCCUCGCAGUUCGCCUCCAGUUACGUGUUUUAUUGGCCAGAGUACUUUGAGGACCAGCCGCUUCUGUAUCCCCCAGGCUUUGAUGGAAGAGUCGUGGUCUAUCCAAACAACCAAACCUUAAAGGACUAUCUCAGCUGGCGGCAGGUCGAUUGUCACAUCAAUAAUCUUUAUAACACGGUUUUCUGGGCACUGGUACAGCAAGCUGGACUCACGCCUGUACAAGCCCAAGAGAGACUCAAGGGAACGGUCGCAGCAGACAAGCAGGAGAUUCUGUUUUCUGAGUUCAACAUCAACUACAACAAUGAGCCGCUGAUGUACAAGAAAGGGACAGUGUUGAUAUGGCAGAAGGUGGAGGAAGUGACGACGAAGGAGGUUAAGCUGCCCGCCGAGAUAGAAGGACAGAAGAUGAAACUGAGCCAGGUCCGGGCCAGGCCCUUGGCGCUGCACUGCGACAUCAUUGGGGAUGCCUUCUGGAAGGAGCAUCCCGAGAUCCUGGAGGAGGACAGCUGACCCUGAGCGCUUCUGCCCGGGCAGGCUUACUCACCAAGGCGCCCCACGGCACCCCCACGGCCCCCUGCCUUGGAUGGCCCUCGCUGCCUUUCCAGCCAGACGCUGCCAAGCGUGGCCUGGUGAGACACGGCUCGGGCAGGGAAGGCCCCGGGAAAGGAUGGGCAUGGGGGCGGCAGGUCUCGUUUGCCUGCCAUGUUAGAGCAUGACUUUUUUUUUUUUUCAAAAUUUCAGUACUAUUUUUAUAAAGAAAGAACUGUAUUCACGCCUUUCAGGACGAGUCAUUUUUAGAUUGUGGCAGAAAGAUUUAUAAAAAAGUUCUUUUCACCUGCGAUAGAAGAAGAGCCCAAACCUGGCUCUCACCCACAGGAGGCCCCGGUGACGGGCAGCCCGCUGCGCCACCCCACGCCUGCGCCUGUCUUCGGCAGGUCUGAGGUCACACGGGUGCGUGCCGGCAUGGCGCCCCUGGAUUCGGGAAUUCCAGGGAGAUGCAGGGCUCUGUGCCAGUCUCUGAAGUGGGCACGACUGGCUGAGUUAAUGAGUAGCGGCCGUGGCUACCAUGUGCACAUGGCAGCAAUGGAUUUUAUGUUGAUGUCAUGAUCUUCGUCGCCUUGCGGGGAUGUGGUUUCCAAAGCCACUGACUUAGAGGUUCUGAAGAAGAGACGUGUAUUCAGAGAUAGGAAACAUGAGAAGAAAUGAGGAUGAGCAGGUACUCCAUGUCCUGUAGAUACUUCAGUUAAAGUUGCUUUCUGGUUGGAUUUUCCUGAAAAAGAUUCUUAGGGAGCCUCUAUAUAAUCGAAGCAGUAACAGAAUUCAAGAGCAGAGGGGCCAGGUGUGGAGGUGCACACCUUUAAUCUCAGCCACACAGGAGGCUGAGGCUGGACGAUUGCCAGUGUGAGAGAUCCUAUGUGAAAAGAGCCUGGUGGGCAUUAGUGUGUCCCUUGAGGCCCCACGUAGCCUGUGUCCGUGAAGGACUCAAUAGGUCUCCCUGCUGGUGGGCCAGCAGAGAUGUGCUGGCCGCAGCAUUAAAUCAAGGCAAGUUGAUGAUCUUGAAGGGUGGGGAUCACAGGGUGGAUGGUGAGGUGACGCACAUUUCCUCCUGUCCUCCUCUCAAAUUUUAGAGGAAAAGGAUUAUUUGCUUCCAUUAAGAAUUAAGAGACAGUCCACGUCCCAGUGCCUGGUCUCACAUUACAGAACUGCAGCCAAGAAGAAAAUGUAUUUUUGAAAGAGCAAUGCCUGGCCUCAUCCUUCUCUUAAUUGACACCCCAUCUGUCCAUGCCCGUUUCUUUUUUUUUUUUCCUCUUCCUGUUCUCCCACACACAGGAAGAAGAGAUGCAGCUCAUGUUUGGUAAUUGCUCAGAUCUCUUCAAGGAAAAAAAAAAUUAAAAAAUAAAAGA